AAAAUAAAAAUAAAAUUAACGGUUAAGAUUUCAUUAAAACAAGUCCUAUACACGCACACAUUUACAUCUCUGAAUUCUCUCUCUGUCUUCUUUUUGCUGUAGUUGAAAGCUUUUUGCUGUGCCUCUCUCUCUCUCUCUCUUUUGUUCAUGUGAAGAAGGAGGGUUUGGUGGGUUGGAAGAAGUGUCUUUUUGGCUUUGGAUUUGAGGUGGGUUUGCUUUGAAAUUCUGCUUCUUCUUUUUUUUUUUUCUGGGGUUCUGUAAUGGAGAGAGAUUUUCUGGGUUUGAGCUCAAAAGAACCGUUGGCUGUGGUGAAGGAAGAGAUUAACAAUGAUGCCUGCCAAGACUCUGGAGCACAGUGGCAGUUCUUAAACAAGGUUUCUGCCAUUUCUCAUUUGAUGUCUUUCAAGGUUUCUCAAGAAGACAAGAAUCAAAAGAUUGCUUCUGACUCCCACAUGUCAUCUGGAUUUAUGUCUAUCUCAACAGCAGAUGCUUUUGAUGCUAGUCAGAAACGGUCUAUGGCUGAAAUCCAGAAGUCCUUCAAUCACAAUAGGCAAGGUGCGAAUCAUUUUUCCCUGACAUCUUACCCUGUGCAACAUGAUGUGAAGAUGUUUUCUGUUGGAAACCCCUUCUUCAAGAAUCAUUUUGCUACUGCUGGUCAGAAUUUGGCAGGUGUCAAUGUGAAGCAACAGUUACUUGGAGGGAUUCCGGCUACAGCUCCACAUUCAGUUAUUCCCACUGCUGCUAACAUUACUGGGAUAACUGAACCAUGGAAUGGUGUCAAGGCCUCUGGGUCUCCUGCUCAAUUGACCAUCUUUUAUGGAGGUACUGUGCAUGUCUAUGAUGACAUAACCCCUGAGAAGGCUCAGGCUAUAAUGUUGUUGGCUGGGAAUGGAUCUAUUGCUUCUAAUGCAGCACAUCCAAAAGCUCAAGUUCAAGCACCUAGCUCAAAAUUGGCAGCUGCUGAUGGUGUUACUGUGAAUCAGCCCAUAAACACACACCCUUGCUCUGGUCUUUCAAGUCCCUUGUCGGUUUCUUCACAUACUGGUGCCCAGUCGGGAAGUGGAUCCACUGGCAAUGAUGAAUCGAUGGCUGCUAAAACCACUGGAGCUCCAACAACUCCUGUUAGCAAAGCGGUGCCUCUGCAAAUGACUAAAAUGGUGGUCCCAUUUUCAUCUGUUGCACCUGUUCCACAAGCACGAAAGGCAUCCUUGGCUCGAUUUUUGGAGAAGCGCAAGGAAAGGGUAAUGAAUUUAGGGCCAUAUAACCUCAACAAGAUAUCUCCUGAAUGCACUGCCCAAGAAUCCAAUGGUGCAAAUUUCUGUGCCAGUCCUGCUGCAGGUGCUGGUUCUCUCUUGGAAAGCAAGGAGGGUAGCCACGAUGUAUGAGAGGUCCAAUUAGGAAAGGAUUAUUGCAGAUUUAUGUAGUAAGUUAAAGAUGUAAGCAGACGGAUUAUAUUUUCUCUAGAAACAACUGUAAUCCUGACUUUAAUUUGAAACUUAACUAAGUUUCUAUAUAUAUAGUUGGUGUAGGGCCUUUUCUUAUUAUUUCGGAUGCAAUCAUAUUGUUGCUUCCGACAUCUCAAUGUUUAAGUCCACUUUGCAAGUAUUCAACUAUAUUGUUACAUUGUGAAAUUAUUGCCUAGUGUAAGGAUUAUAUUUACUGUUUCUUCCA
Quercus robur (English oak) is the source of this 1671-nucleotide messenger RNA. Its product is annotated as protein TIFY 6B-like. Lineage: Eukaryota; Viridiplantae; Streptophyta; Magnoliopsida; Fagales; Fagaceae. The transcript is spliced from 7 exons. Gene Ontology annotation, biological process: regulation of jasmonic acid mediated signaling pathway; regulation of defense response; response to wounding. The record is from RefSeq and is a predicted model, not a curated record. Gene Ontology annotation, cellular component: nucleus. Bases 261 to 1385 code for a protein of 374 amino acids.